Molecule: messenger RNA, 1332 nt
Organism: Aspergillus pseudoviridinutans
Lineage: Eukaryota; Fungi; Ascomycota; Eurotiomycetes; Eurotiales; Aspergillaceae
Product: SET domain protein
Exons: 1
Coding region: 1-1332 (443 amino acids)
Biological process (GO): regulation of DNA-templated transcription
Cellular component (GO): nucleus; chromatin
Molecular function (GO): protein binding; histone H3K36 methyltransferase activity
Source: RefSeq, a predicted model, not a curated record
AUGGCAGAGAAGAGACGAGCGUCCGACGACUAUGUGGAGGAUCUGUCAGAACGACCUGAGCCCGGGACGUUCAAGAAAGUACGAUUCCAGCUUCCUCGGAAUGAAGAAGGUCUUCCUGAGAAAGACGUUCCAGCUAAAGACACAGAUGACGAGCUGAUGGCAAGAAUGCGUGUAAUACGUGUGAAGGAGCUGGUUCACGAGAUUCUGGCUGCGAUGUACUACGACAUCCAUCAACUCUGCUGGCUCCGCAAGUACCUCAUGCAGAACCGUAUCAGACGCUUUCCGGACCUACAUUUCUACAAAACUCAACAUCAAGAAGCAAGCUGGCUAUUAGACAGAGCUAUUCACCAGGAAAUGCUUGCGAAGGUAGGCCAGACAAGCGGUCACGAUUGGGCUUACACAUCGACGCAGGAAGCACAUCGUGUUGGCCAAUUCAUUCGACAAUUUAAUUGGAAGACAUUGGCCAUAUGCGCACUCUCAGAAGCCUUCCGGUUGGCACUUUAUACAGAAGAUCAAGUGGUAUGGGCAGUUUUGAUGCUCAAGAUCAGGGAAAACCGGACCAGCAUUGACGUCUUUGCGCAGUCGCGAGGCUUGGACUGGCAAGGCCAGCUAUUGAAACAUGCGGACAAACAGAUACCAGGGCUCCAACAAGCACUUAUUCCGAGGCUCGAUCUGGCUCAGGAGCACUUUCAUCAAAUAGUCAUUGCAAAUGGCUCUCUUGGAAGGCCUCUGUAUGAAGAACACAACCAGAUCAACAUCAACCACGGGAAUAUAUUCAAUCCCAGCUACUUCAACGACAACAAAGACCCCAGGAUUCGCGUUCCCGACCGCGACGGACCUUGCGAUCUCUGUUAUGCAGAGCGCGAAUGCAAUUGCAGGAUAUCUCGCCCGACUCUUGCAACGUGUUUGGUUGAACUUGUUAACUACCCUCAUAAAGGAAUUGGAGUACGGGCUCUGGCCAGAUUCAAGAAGGGAGACAUCCUCGACGAGUAUGUCGGGGAGCUUCGGCCUGUAGAUUACAAGGAUGAUCGUGUCUACGCUCUGCUGCACGAAUCCAAGAUGGUUGAAGGUCAUCCACUGGCUUUGAUAUCGGCGAAACGGUACGGUAAUUGGACUCGGUACCUUAACCAUUCUUGCAAGCCGUCGACAAAGUUUCUCAAGAUGACUGUUGGCAAGAAAAUCAUGGUUGCUGUCCAGGCAGUCAGGGAUAUUGACAUUUUCGAGGAGAUUACUGUUGAUUAUGGCAAAGGCUACUGGAAGAAUAGGAAGUGUCUUUGCGGGGAACCUGGUUGUCGCUCGCAGGAUGCCACUGAAGAGGAGACGGAGGUUUGA